Pieris napi is the source of this 938-nucleotide messenger RNA. Its product is annotated as zinc metalloproteinase nas-4-like. The transcript is spliced from 6 exons. The record is from RefSeq and is a predicted model, not a curated record. Gene Ontology annotation, biological process: proteolysis. Bases 1 to 897 code for a protein of 298 amino acids. Gene Ontology annotation, molecular function: metalloendopeptidase activity; zinc ion binding. NCBI's taxonomy places the organism in Eukaryota, Metazoa, Arthropoda, Insecta, Lepidoptera, Pieridae.
AUGUGGCGGGCUGGUGUGAUAUUGUUCGUUUUAGCAGUGGCGACAGCGUCUCCCCCUGUCGUGCGAACGAGGGAGGAAAUUCAAGAAUAUAGGCGAUUUCUUGAAGCGUCAAAAACUAGCGAUGGCAAUGGCCUCCUGGUCUUCAACAAAAUAUCCCCCCUUGCGAAUCCAGAAGAGAACAGUGGCAAAUACCAGGGAGACAUAAUUCUGGAUGAUUACAUGAUAGAAGCCAUGUUGGAAAGCUACGCCACUGGUCGUAAUGCCUACACCUGGCCCGACACAAAAUGGCCAGACAACACCGUGGUUUGGGAGUUUGGUGAAGGCGAAUUUGGUUCCAUACAGCAGGCUGCGAUUGAAGACGCAAUUGAAGACAUUCAGAACCACACGUGCGUGAAAUUCCGCCGUCGUGAACCAGAAGACACGGCUUAUGUUAAACUUACGGGUGGUUCUGGCGGAUGCUACGCCCACGUUGGCUACUGGAAGCCGAGGGGUGAGCACACCAUGAACCUGGCUAGGAACAUCCCUGGAGCCGGCUGCUUCCGUCAUGCCACCAUAGUCCACGAAUGGAUGCACAUACUGGGCUUCCUACACAUGCAGUCCACGUAUAAUAGAGACAAUUAUGUGAACAUAGUAACAAAGAAUCUUAUGUCAGGCACAGAACACAACUUUGACAUAUAUGAGUCGGAUUUGAUAAGCAACUUGGGUAUUGAAUAUGACUACGUCAGUUGUCUUCACUACGGACCAUAUGCCUUCAGUGCUAACGGAGAAGCAACUAUUGUCGCUUUAAAGGAACACGAGGGUACCAUGGGCCAGCGCCAAUACAUCACGAGCAAGGACUGGCUUCGCAUCAACCGGCAUUAUAACUGCGCUGGUGCUUGGGAUCAAGGAAAUGUGUAAAAUCAUGUUAAUCUGUUUUUAAUAAAGUUUAUAAACGUUAA